GUAUCUAUUGGCGACACCUCAGAGAGGGUCUAUUAACCACGCUUUAUUGCACGAAAGCCCACGGGAUAACUGUUAAACUUAAAGUGAUGUAACGAGGAGAAUUUAUUUACAUAGCAAGGAUGCCAAAAAAGCGUGGAAAAUAUCAGAAACAAAGUAACAGUGCACAAAAUGACAAGUUUAUGUAUAAUCCGAAAGAGGAGAUAGAAACUACAAAAGAGAAGAAUGUGACAAACUCAAGCCUUGAAACAUCAGUUUGUACCAAUGAAGAGAAGACUGAGCCAAUGGAGCGUACAGACCUAACAGAGACAGGAAGGACCAAAUACAGUCGAAGAAAAAUAACUAGUAACUGGAAUCGUUAUGAGAAAAGUACAUGUGAUAAUGAGAUAGAAGAAACAUAUCAGCAGAAGGGUGAAGAUUUUGAGGUGAUUCUAGGUUUUUCAGGUGAUUCAUCCAGCCAGUUGCGCCUACAAGAUGAAAAGGAAUGGGAUGAAGAUGUCAAUGAACAACCUGAUCUUGAUCUUCUGAAUAUUCAUUGUGAUAUUCUUGCCAGUACAUUGAAAUGUAUUCCUUUACACAAGAGACUUGGGCUCUCAGAAGAAUCUUUGACGCUAGAACUAAUUUCUAGGUUCCAACAAGUGGCAGACUGUAAUAAAUCUUCCAGGAAAGAAAAUCCUAAAAAUGCACACAAAUCACGACUUGCAACCAAGAUCAACAGAGAUGAAAUUAACAAAAACUUUUCUAAAAAACUGAAAGAACCGGUUAAUAAUGCAAGCAAUUCAUCAACUGGAAAAUCUGAAGCUGAUGUCUCAGAGCAAAAGAAUUCUAAAUUUAAAAAUAUGGAUGCCACUGAAAAUCUUUCCCUCUCAAAAAAUGUAAAAUCAGAGAGACACUUGUUGCAGUCCUUGUCAGCUUUAAGUUUGGAUACUGCAGAAACUUCCAACUCAGCAAAAGCAGUUCCAGCUCGUACUGAACUCAAUAUUUCAAAGACAAAAGAUAAAGAAAGAAGUUCUUUAACAACUGCAAAAGAUGAUGAUGAUGAUUUGGAAUUUCUUCUGUCUUUAAGUACACCAUCAAAUAGCAGUAUUUUUUCUGUUAACAAUUCAAAAAAGACUUCACCCAAUAUUGCAAGUUCUUCAUUCUCUGUUCUUCGCAUUGGUAAUGAAGAAAGUGCAAGAACAAAGAACACCGGUAUACCUGAGCCAAGUAAAACGUCCAUAGAAGACUGGCUAGAUAGCGUCCUAGAAGAUUAAAAACAUAAUUCGUAUAAAAUAAAAGUAUGAAGAACCAGCAGAGCUUAUUCAAGGACAAAUUUUCUUUUUCCUUAACUUGUUUUAAUGUAUUUUAUUUUCAUAUUACUAUUGUAUGUAUUGCACUUUAUGUUUCUGCUAUGAAGAUAUGGUAUAUCUAAUUCUAAAGUGCCAAUAUUCAUAAAUUAUAAAAUAAAACAAUGAAUAUGAAGCUUUUUAGUACUGAAUUAGUUUGUAUUUUUUUGUGUGUGUGAGAACUGGCACAUAAAGAGAUUAUGUUCAGA
Limulus polyphemus (Atlantic horseshoe crab) is the source of this 1531-nucleotide messenger RNA. RefSeq lists its product as uncharacterized. Lineage: Eukaryota; Metazoa; Arthropoda; Merostomata; Xiphosura; Limulidae. The record is from RefSeq and is a predicted model, not a curated record. Bases 120 to 1250 code for a protein of 376 amino acids. The transcript is spliced from 7 exons. Gene Ontology annotation, biological process: negative regulation of G2/M transition of mitotic cell cycle.